AUGGUGACUACUGCAAACAGGCCUCGUCCAAAUCGACCACCACGCGAGCGCGAAGAGGAUCCUUCCGGUUUCACCGAAAGAGUAGUUUAUACCCGCCGAAUCGCCAAGGUAGUUAAGGGUGGCCGAAGGCUGCGAUUCAACGCAUUGGUAGUAGUGGGCGACGGCGAUGGUAACGUUGGAGCGGGCAUGGGAAAGGCCUUGGUCAUUCCCGACGCCGUGAGAAAAGGUAAUGCUAUUGCGCGGCGCAAUAUGGUGAAGAUUCCCAUUAAGGGCAGCACUCUCCCUCACGAAAUAACGGUUAAGGUCGGCGCUUCCAUUGUUGUGAUCAAACCGGCUCCCGAGGGAACCGGUAUUAUUGCCGCAGGCGCAAUGAGGGCCAUUCUCGAAUUGGGUGGCGUACGGGAUGUCGUCGGCAAGUCAUUGGGCUCACGAAAUCCUAUUAACACGGUACAAGCCACAUUGGAAGCCCUGCGGCGGUUGCGGGACCCUCAAAUUGAACUUGCUCGCCGCCUGGGCAACAAAUCCGCCGACUAG
Geodia barretti is the source of this 534-nucleotide messenger RNA. The record is from the annotation of a GenBank genome assembly. NCBI's taxonomy places the organism in Eukaryota, Metazoa, Porifera, Demospongiae, Tetractinellida, Geodiidae.